Messenger RNA from Phytomonas sp. Hart1, 1293 nucleotides. The record is from the annotation of a GenBank genome assembly. NCBI's taxonomy places the organism in Eukaryota, Euglenozoa, Kinetoplastea, Trypanosomatida, Trypanosomatidae.
AUGCGGACGGCGGAGGUCCUGCCCUGCGGCCACCGGCUCUACCCCCACCUCCAGGCCCACCUCCCGCCCGCCGAGGUCCUGGCGGGGCUCAAAAGCGCCUUUUUGGGGGAGUCCGAGGCGGCCUGGGAGGGGUUUUGCGCGAUGCGGCGCGCGCUCGGCGCGCGGAAGGGGCCCGGGGGCUGCGAAUCGCCCCCGAUGUCGGGGGCCAUCCCCCUCGACGACCCCGACGAGGCCGCCGAGGCGGCGGAUUUAGCGGAAUCCGACGCGUCGCGUUCGGAUUUUCUGCCGCUUGAGGCCGGGCGUCGCGCGCUUUCGCCGGCGGAGAUCGCCCUACGCCGGCGGCUUCAAAUUCGCGCCGCCAUCGCGCGGCAUUUCGAGGGCUUCGACCCCUUUUCGAUCCCGAACGUCGGCGUGCUGGGUGAGGACGCGCUGCGGCGCCUGUACACGGCCCCGACCGACUCCUCCGCCUUCGCCGAGGCUGUCGAGGCGGUUUCGCGGAUCCGGGCCUACGGCCGCGGGAAAGGCAAGCAAAAGGCGCUGAGUUUUCUAUGGCAUUAUUACCCCGAAUUCGCGCAGGCCCUCCUGCACGCUUCCUUUGCGAGCGCGGGGCGGUGGUGCGAGUUCUUGCGCGACUGCGCGGCCCUCGUCUCGGACGAGCUCGAAAGCGUCGAGGCGGUUUAUCGCGCGCAGCGCUACCCUUUAACCCUCAGCGCCGGCGAGCCCGCCCCGGGGCGGCCCACGCCGCUUUUUUAUCAGGCCUGCCCUUCCCUCGAGGCCUUUUCGGAGGCGCUGAAUCAGACCUGGGCCCGCCUUCUCUUCCGCGGCGGGGGGGGCAAAUUUUACACCUACGGCAAUGUCGAUGCGAAGGUCCUGGCCACCACCCUCCAGCUGAGCUGUGCGACCUACCAACAAAAGUACCGCCUGCGCCCCGAAUCGCUUUCGGCGAACGGCGAUCACCUUCGCCCUGCCGGGCCCAUUUCGAUCCCGCAGCUCCCGACGGAUGUUCUUUUGUCGCCCUUUCAGGCCAAAGUGCUGGACCUCACAAAAAGCUCCUACUUUUCAGGGGCCGGAUUUAUUCAGGUGGAGAAGAAGAUCCCCGGGCUCUCAGAGGUUUUGGAGCGGGUCGCGUCGUGCGAUUCGACGGCCAAGGAGGUCCGGUCGAUUAAUCGUCCUCACGACCCGUUGUGGGAUGCGCAGGCCCUGGCGUGCGUUUGCGUCGGCGCCGGGGUCCUUCGAUCGAGGGAAUCGCCCAAAACCAACCCAACCCAUCAGGCGAACCCGCAAGGGGAAUAA